AUGUCCAUGACACAACCCGGCUAUGCUUACCCGACCUCUUUAAGCGCUUCUCUUAACCCUGACGAAGAUUGGACCAAGAUAUCCGACCUUGCCAAGCGUCGAAGGAUACAGAACCGCCUUGCUCAGCGUAAUUAUCGAAAGAAGGUCAAACGCUGUCUUGACGACCUCGAGCGCCUUACUGGUUCCUCAGAGGAUGUAGCGGCGGACAAGCAGCCCCAAAAGACUAUUAAAUGGAAACAACAUUCCUUCGCAUCCCACAGUAGAAAAUCGCGAUCUACGGUUGUCGGAAUGCCAAUUGUCUCUCAAUCUCUGCUCACUUCUCCCGUGCAGCAUACUGGCGAGCCUUUAGCCACCGACACCCGCGACGACAAAAUCCGAUCCAGCAGCCUUCCCCACUUAAGUUCCCUUGCCCAGUCGGCUCCCACUGAGAUUCUACUUCCUUUAUGUGACUCUGCUCAGCCCUCCUCAGCCAUUGAAGACACGGAUGACUCUGCCAACAACAUGAUACCCUCUACGGCGCCCACGACGCUGUCUCCCGCGACACACAUUAGCGAUACUAUUAAUUCAUGGGGGUAUGGUAGCGUCGAUGGACUCAACCCUUACAUAGCCUACUGUAACAUGACUCCUAUGGAGUUAAAUUCUAUCAGCUUAUACGGACAUCUCGAUUGUCAU
Molecule: messenger RNA, 672 nt
Organism: Fusarium odoratissimum NRRL 54006
Lineage: Eukaryota; Fungi; Ascomycota; Sordariomycetes; Hypocreales; Nectriaceae
Exons: 2
Biological process (GO): regulation of DNA-templated transcription
Molecular function (GO): DNA-binding transcription factor activity
Source: RefSeq, a predicted model, not a curated record